Molecule: messenger RNA, 1516 nt
Organism: Nezara viridula (southern green stink bug)
Lineage: Eukaryota; Metazoa; Arthropoda; Insecta; Hemiptera; Pentatomidae
Source: the annotation of a GenBank genome assembly
CUAAUGUUUCACAUGCCUUGGUAUUUUUCUGGAACAUUUAUGAAUUUAUAAUCCUCAUACCCCAUGCUCAAUAAAUAGUGUGUUUCUAAUCUUUCUUUUAAUCUUUUAAAUGCAAUUUUAAUUGAAUUUCGAGGCGGAUGGAUAUUGGCGACAUUAAAUUAAGAAGUGGGGGAAACAGAGAAAUCGAUCUAUUAAGGCAUUCUUUCCUCAUGUCACUAAGAAGCAGGUCAUAUUAUUAUUUACCGUUUAAUAUUGGUUGAAGAUGGGGAAAUAAGGGGCAUCAGCCGCCGCGCACCUUGUGUGCAAAAUAAAAGUUAUAAAAAUGGGAGCCAAAAUGGCGUUUUUUUAUGCAUUAAGCAGUAGUGAGUCAACGAAAGUGGGAGAUGUCAACACAGAUAGGAUUAUGGAAGCAGGAGCCAGUCUCUCCAGAUUGGUUUGAGAUAGAUGAUUGGGCAAACUAUGGUGAUACUACACUUCUUGAAGAGAUAGAUUUAAUUAUUAAAGAUGAACCACAGUUUCAUGGGUGGCCAGAGAAUAAUAGUGGUGGCUUUGACAACUACAACACAUCUAGUAGUGGCUGGAUAGAGGAAGCUAAAACCUCUCAGCUGCUUCAAGAGUUCGAAGAUGUUUUGAGCCGCCAACUGACACCACCUGAUAGCCCCCAGAUAUCACCUCCACAUCAGCCUCCAGUUUAUUAUCCACCCUCCAUUCUUCACCUCCAACCAACACCUCUGCAGGAGCAGCCUUCACCGCAGCCGUCUCCAUCCCAUCAUCAUGCUUAUCAGGCUGUCAACAGUAAUGAAACUGUUGGUGAUUUAGAUGAAAUUGUUGCUGAAAAUUUUUGUAAUGGUGACUGUACUUCGUCUUCGGACUCGGGCUAUGAAGAUCCUGAUUGGGCUCCUAUUUCUUCAAAAUCGAGGACUCGCCCAUAUCCUUCAGUUGAGGAAAGGAAAGCUCGUAAAAAGGAACAGAACAAAAAUGCAGCAACUCGCUAUAGACAGAAGAAAAAACAAGAAAUAGAGGUUAUCUUGUCAGAGGAGAGAGAACUCCAAGAGAAAAACGAGUCUCUGAAAGCUGAGGUGGAGGAAGUCCAACGGGAGAUAAAAUAUCUUAAGUCAUUAAUGAGGCAUAUGUUCAAGGCUAAGGGACUCAUUUCAUAAUUAGGCAUAGUUCAAUACCUUUAGAAAGUUCAAUUUAACAUGUUUUUAAUUUUUUCAGUCAUGGAAAUUUUAUGAAUUUCCUUUUAAAUUAUUACUUCUUCAUGAAAAAAUUAUUAAAUUUCAUAACAUUCAGAUUCCUGAAUUGUUAAUUUAGUUUUGUUAAAACAUACUUCUUCAAAUUUACCUCACUUAAUUUAUUUUCUUCUGUGAAGAUUUGCCAUCAAUUUUAUUUUUCUUGUUUAUUACUAAAGAUGUAAAGUAAACAAAUCCCAUUUUGUUUUGUUUUUAUUUGCUUUUCGGUACUGUACUUCAUAGUUAAAGUGGGUCUGUGCGAUGUGUAAUAGUUUUUAUAAAGC